Messenger RNA from Clunio marinus, 5470 nucleotides. The record is from the annotation of a GenBank genome assembly. Lineage: Eukaryota; Metazoa; Arthropoda; Insecta; Diptera; Chironomidae.
GUUUCAAAUAAUAUUGUCGGUGGCGAGCCCGAACUCACUACAUGAGAAACAGAAGGAAAGAAACAAGCAACAAGUCAGUCAGAGAAACUAGUUAGUUCGUAAACAACCAUUUCAUUCAGAAUAGUUUGAGACUCUCGACGGUGAACGUCGAUCUGAAGUUGUUUUAUUUUUUUUACUUAUCCAACAUUUUUUUGAAUUUUGGUUUUUUUCAAUUCUCGGGAAAAUUUUGCAAAACGUGAGAAUAAAAAAAAAUAUUGAACAGAAAUAUUUUGUGAAUGAUUAAAAAAAUAUUUUUAUGCGUCAAUCAGUGCCUUGAUUUAAAUUAAAUCAUUAACCUCGAUUAUAAAAUCUUUUCUAUGAACGAAAUCGAAGGAGGAAGAAAUUAAAAAUAAAAGUGUCACAUUUAAAGGAAAUUAAUAAAAAUAAAAAAAUUGUGAAAAAGAGAAGAAGACAAGUUUAGGUUUAAUAAAUUAACCUAACGAGUAAUGGUCACAGGAAUUAAAUUGAUAAGUCAACAAAAAGUCGUCAACAGUAACACAAUGGGAUUAAGUGGAAUAACCACAUCACAAGUCCCUUCUCAGGAAACGCCUGUGAAGCGUUCAACCACUGCAAGUGAUACACGUCGGAGCAAUAAGCCAAUUAUGGAGAAGAGACGGCGUGCGAGAAUAAACAAUUGCCUCAAUGAGCUGAAGACUUUGAUUUUGGAUGCGAUGAAGAAAGACCCAGCACGACAUUCUAAACUGGAGAAGGCUGACAUUCUGGAAAUGACAGUGAAGUAUCUUCAAAAUCAUCAGCUGAAUCUUCAACGUCAGCAAGCUGCGCUUACUCAAGCAACUGAUGCAACAAUUGCAACAAAAUUCAAAGCCGGAUUUACAGAAUGUGCGAAUGAAGUUGGACGCUUUCCAGGCAUGGAACCACAAGUCAAGCGACGUUUAUUACAACAUUUGAAUAAUUGUAUGAAUGGUGAGAGAAACGACCCACAUCAACAUCAAAUACAAGUCCACAUUCUUCCAUCAUCUCCGCCAAGUUCACCAGAACAAGAAUCAAUGUCUUCAUCUUCCAAUGGUUAUUAUUUAACGAAUGGAAGUGGAAAUGGCGUUCAAUUAAUCCCGACAAAGCUUUCCAAUGGAACAAUUGCCUUUGUCUUACCUCAAUCACCAGCCGCAUCUCAAAUACCAAUGCUGGUACCAAUUCCAUCACGUACAGCAUCAACUGGGUCAGCAACCUCUUCCAGUUAUGAUCGUGUGAUGAACAGAGAACAGUCACAAUCACCUUAUAAUGCCCCUCCUAGUCCCGCAAAUUCAUCUUAUGAACCGAUGGAUACAAUGCCUGCACAUCUCAGUCACUCCAAUCUGCAUCAUCAACAACUGAAUUUAAUGCAGCAACACCAGCAGCAACAGAUUUUAAAACAUCAACAAAGAUCAUUUAGUCCAUCGGCGCCAAUAUCGCUCGUGAUGAGAAAAACAAACUUUGACCAGCAGAUGAAAGAUGACGAGAAGCCUUGGCGGCCUUGGUAAAAUGUGGGUACAGCGAAUUGUUAUAUUGAAAUCUUCACUAAUGUAAAUAUUGAUUUAAUGGGUUGUAUUUAGUUAAGCCAUUAGACUGGCCAUUCAGCAACAUACAUACAUGCAUACAUAUAUUUAUCAAAAACAGAAAACGUUCAUUGAUUUGAUGCGUGAAGUGAAAACAUCACGCAACCUUACCAAGCGAUGGAUGUUAAUCGCACUACAAUAAAUAUCUGACAUCCUAUAAAUUGCGAAAAUGUUCGUUCAAGUAAGCGGUGAUGACUGACGAGAAAAGAGAAAUAAUAAUCAAAAUGAUCGCGGUAAAAAAUAAAUAAUCUUAUUUGCGAAAUGUGAGAAGCGAGAAAGAAAUCAAACGUGCCAAUUGACUUAAUCUUAAUUAUGUUGGACGCUCAUAAAUUACGUGAUCUUUCCGACAGACAUGCAAUAACAUUGACAGAUUUAUAUUACCAUUGUGACAUUCAUAACUUUUUCAAAUUUAAUCUCUUGUGGUUUUUAAAACAAAAACAUUGACAUAACUUACACAUGUCACCUGACUAAAUACAACAUUGUGACAACAAUAGAGACAAAAAAAUCGUUUUGCAAAUUAAAAAUAGUUUUCAUAUCACAUUUUUUAAAGUAAAUCUUUCAAAACGUUGGCGCAGCCUAACACGAGUUCAAUUCAAUUGCCAAAAAGCAAAAAGAUCAUUUACAACUUUUUCUUUUAAAUACAGUGGAAUGUCGAUAAAAAAGAGUCUUAAUAGCCAACAUCGUAAAGAAUUGAUGUUUAUCAAACAUAAAUUUUUUGAAUUUAUGGAGCAAUUUCAUUUAUGAAGAUUCCACUGCAGCAACAAUGUAGACUUCGAAAUCCACUAUUGGAAUUUAAGAAAUUUCGCUUCAUCUUCUUCUUGUGAUUUUCAGACUCGACGACAAUUUCAGCUGAAAACCUCGACAAUGGCAAUAAUGCGUGAGCGUGCGUGUUUAUAAUAAGAUUUGAGUUAAACAUAUCUCUGCUGUCAUGUCGUUGUGAUUCAUAUUUUCGUUUUGUUUUAAAAACAACAAAAAAUAUUUAAAUAAAUACUUGAAGAGAGUGAACUUUGUGAAAUAAAACUGUUUUUGUUGUUCAUCAAAUACUUGCUUGUUGAUUUUACCACCCAAGCUACCUACUCAGUUUACUUUAUCUUUUUUUGAGAGUCGAAAAGGUUAAUAAGCACUGCGUAAAUUAAAAAUCACUUCGUGAAAAGUUGCUCGUGCAUGUUUUUUGAUUAUUUACGAGAGAAAUAAAACUCUCCGUGACAUCUCCUCCAACAAAGCUUGUGCUUGUACGACAUCCAAAUUAAAUUACCAGUCAUACGCUAAUUCCUUAACGCUUGAAUCGAGCGGCGUGCAGCAGUCAUAAUUACUUGAGCAAAUAAAGCGAUUUAUCUUUAUCACUUUGUUGCUCGUAAAAAACGGAAGAAAAGAAACGUUUCGCCUUCAUGUUACAUUUAUUUGUUUCUCGUUACUUUUCGAUUGACGUUAGCAUGUAAACUUUAAUGCUAAUUUUUGCACAAGAAAAUAAUCAUGCGGAAGCUGCUCGAAAGAUGUGACAAUGUAAACAAAAGGCCAACUUUCUCGACACUUGUAAAAGUCAAGACUCAAGAAAGAUUCCGACAGAGAAGAGAAUUUAAACAAUAAUUCAAACUAAGCAUUUUAAAAAGCUUUUAAAAAAUAAAAAAGUGAUGUUGACAAAAGCAAUUCUGUCGCGCGCGCGCAUAGUCUUUGUUUGCAGAUUUAAGUGGCACGAGGCAUGACUUUUACUUAUUCUCGCAAGUGUAACUAAAUUUACAAAGUCGUCUGCAUCUUGUAAGGUAUUUGUGACGACGUUGAACGUAAUUGAAACGAUGAAUGAAUGAAAAAAAAUUUUGCGCCAUUCAGUGGUGCAUUGAGGGGGAAAAUGUAGAGCGAGAUUAAAAAUUAGAAGCGAGUAGUUCGUGUCUGACGCCACGCUUACGCCUUUAAAUAAACAUCAAGUUACACAUGCCAGAUAGUGCUCGUUUGUGAAUGUACAAAGCAAAUAAUAUUUUUUCUUACUUCUUUUUCUAUGUAAAUAAAUAAUUACAUGCACUUUGUUGAGCACGUUUAGAUUGACACUUGCAAGUUUUUCUCGGGAGGUCGUUUUGAAAUUACGAAAUAAAAAAUCUUUAGUUUGAUGCUCUCAUAAAUUUACAGUAGCAUUCAACAAGCCAUCAAUUCAUUUCAAGUCAGUGCACAUGUGUUGAAUCCCCCAUCAUGAACAAGACAAAUAAAUUAAAUAUGCGACGAUCAACCACAGAAAGUGAAUUAAAUUAAAUUGAACGUUAUUAUGAUUUGUCCGCCAACUGUUCUCGACUCUCGUUUGUUUAUUUAAAAGAGUCCAUACAGAAGCUACAGAAAGAAAUGUUUACAUCAAAUGACAAUUUAAUACACUUUAAGCUCAAAUUUAUGAUUUAAUUUAUUUAUUUUUUUUCGAGACUUUCUUUUGAAUAAUUGAAUUGAAAAAAAAAAUUUGUAAAUUAGAAAAUUGUUUAUUGUGGAGAACAGUCAGAAAACAUGGCCUUAUGUUAGUCAAUGGCUUUUUCAUUAAAUAUUUUGUCACACAUUUAUUAUUUAUUUGAUGCUGGGGCGCGGAAGUUUAACGAGAAUAACUGGUGAGAAAAAAAUGUUUUCGAGAUGUCAAAGCAAAUUAACGUAAAGCAGAAGUUGGAGAGAGAAAUGAAUUAUUGCCAUGACGGAAACUCCAAAUUUAUUUCAAUUUUCCUUUUUCUCAACAAAUAUUCUACGUUCUUAACAAGCUAGAAAUUUUCUCGCCGAAGUGUAAGCGAAGCCCAGACUGAAAGCGAGGACUCCAUAAAUUUCGUGCGCGUGAAACUUUGUGUAAACAAUUACAGAAUAAUUAAAAAUGAUUUAUCUUAUGAAGCUCACUGCUUUUUUACUUUAUGUUCUCUGAAUCCUCACGAAAUUAGUCGAGCAAUUGAAAGGAAAACAAUGUUUGUUUGUUUGCUUUUUGUGAGACUGUCACGACUUCUGAGCUCGCUCAUGAAAUCUGAAUGAAACAAACUUCAAGGACUCUUCAGGUAACACUGACAAGUGAGUGAGAUGCUCGAAAUAAACGAGUAAACAGCUGAAACUUGAAGAUUAAUCUAAAGCUAAACUGGCUUCUUUUCGUUAAGAUGAAAUCAAAUCACUGCAAAACGUUUCUUUGAUUGACAUGGUUUUGCGAUACUUUUUCAUGUCCGUGCUGCUUACAACAAUACAAAAAAAGAGUAAAGAAUUCAAUUAAAAAUCAUUAACAAUGACAUGGAAUUGUUUUUCUGUCAUCCCAGAAACAUUCAGACGUCGGCUUUGUUCUUUCCAAGCAGAUUUAAUAAACCGAGAAGCAUUUGAAAGUUUUGGUGGUACAAACGAUUCAAUUUUUGUUUUGGUUUCAAUCGAGAUUCUUAUGAAUUGGAGCGGAUAUUUAAAAACAAAAUCUAUUGAAUAUUUAUGCUUUCAAAAACUUUUUCAAUAAAUUAAUAUUCAGUGCAUAAUUAAAUUAACAACCGCUUGAAUUUUCCUAAAUAAACAACUUUUGCAAACUUUUUUCAUUUCUCUUCUUCUUUGUCGUUUUCUGUUAUUGAUAAAUAAAACAUUACGCUUUAAGAUGUCGAUUUACUAUAAGUUAAAUAAGUUAAGCAACUUAAUUUAUAAGAAAUAUUAGAAUGAGAAAUUAAUAAACGCUUGAUAAACAUGAAACAUGUUUCAUGUUGGAAUGAGAAACAAUUCAACAUGUACAUAAACAUUUAUCAUCAAUAAGCACAACAUGUUUUUAAUCGAAAAAGAAAAGGAAUAUUUAGCUUUUAAGGUGAACACUCGAGAGAGGAAAAUAUAGAAAGAAACAAGAAUAUUAAUAAAAGUAUGUGACCUUUAGCAAUUUAUAUUCGAGAAUGGAACAUCAAAGAAUAAAUUUA